This is a messenger RNA of Selaginella moellendorffii, 2391 nucleotides long. RefSeq names its product pentatricopeptide repeat-containing protein At3g09650, chloroplastic. The record is from RefSeq and is a predicted model, not a curated record. NCBI's taxonomy places the organism in Eukaryota, Viridiplantae, Streptophyta, Lycopodiopsida, Selaginellales, Selaginellaceae. Gene Ontology annotation, molecular function: phosphatidylinositol-4,5-bisphosphate phospholipase C activity; protein binding. The coding region runs from base 9 to 2192 and encodes 727 amino acids. Gene Ontology annotation, biological process: intracellular signal transduction; lipid metabolic process. The transcript is spliced from 2 exons.
UAGGCGCCAUGGUGCUGCGGUGCGCCCUCCUCCAGCUCCAAUCAUCCGCAUUUCGGCGCUAUGCCACUGUAAGUACCUCACAUCGCAUCACAGCGCUUUAUCCUACGAGAUAUCGAGCGAGGCAGCAGCAUUUCAGCACAGGCCUGAGCUCCGGCACAAGCGCCACGGGUGGAUUUCCUUCUCCUUCCCCGGUCUCGGACGAGCACUCCCUGAGUGUGGCUAGUAUGACGAUCGCUUUCGACAGGGCGCUGCUGGAGCGGCGAACGGAGGAUGCUGUGUUUGCGGUAGAUGGGCUUAGAAGGAAAGGCUCGUUUCCAAGCCGGGAUAGUCUCAGCACUCUGAUAUCGCAGCUAGCCUACAAGCAGACACCGCUCAGUCUUUCCCAGGCUGAUAGAUUGAUCCAAGACUUGGUGGCGUCGCGCAGAGAGGAUCUCUUGGAUCAAAACAGCCUCUCGCUUCUAGCGCUCGCCUACGCCGGCGUUGGCAUGGCCAACUUCUCUCGGUCGACUUUGCGGCUCAUGUUCCAGACCGGGCUCUAUCCUCCGGUGAGAGUCUGGACAGCGGUGGUGAGCAAGAUCGCCGAGAGUUUCUCCGAGGCUCCAGCGGCCCUGGAGCUUUUCAAAGAGAUUUGCAAGCUCACGGGUGGGACUGUGGACGCGAGCAGUAGAGAGCCGUGUAAGAUGGUGGAGGAGCCGGACCCGGUGGCCAGGAUCAUCAAGUUGAUGGACUUUGCAAUGAUGCCGAAAGGCAACGAGGAGCUCUUGGUUUCGAUGAGGCCGGACGUCACGUCGUUUAACUCGGCUCUCCGGAUCUGUGCGACGCUGGCCGACACGCAGAAUGCCGAGGAGAUUUUCCACAGCAUGAGCUUGUUUGGUGUGCUUCCAAACAGCGACUCGUUUGAGCUGCUUAUCAAGGUUUAUGGGAAGGCCAGGCGAUUCGACUUGUUCCGGAAGGUUCCACAGAGAAUGGAGGCUGCCUGCGUCAGGCCCAGUGCGUCGACUCUCAAGGCUCUCAUCGACGCUUAUGUGGAGUCGGGCAACAUAGAGGAGGCCGAGAAGGUUUUGCAAAAGACGGUGCAAGGGAAGAGCAGCUUGUGGAACCUUGUGAAGCUGGAAGGAGACGUCUACAACAGCUUACUCAAGGCGUAUGCGUUAGAAGCGAGGCUGAGCGACGCUGCCAACCUUUUGAGCAGCGUGCCUCUCGAGGACGCAGGGACGGGGCUGGAUCAAGCCAGAGUCGUGGCGAGCAUGAUAGCGUCGGGAAUGCUCAAGGAGAUUUGCUCCAUUCUUCAGUACAUGCUACAGCACCGGAUGGAAGUCUCGUUCUCGGCCUACAAGUCGCUAAUGCACGGGUUCUGCGCCAACAAUCAGCUGGACAAGGCGGCGAGCUUUAUAAUCCUGAUGAAGAGAGCCGGGAUCAAGCCCGACUGUUCCAUCUACGGCCCUCUCAUCCAGGGACUCGUGAGGUGCCGAGACAGGCUACUCGCUUAUCACACGUUUCUGGAGAUGGUCGAGGCGAGAAUCGUUCCAGACGAGGCAACUUACGUCUCCUUGCUGAAGGCCUUGACGGUGGAAGAGCGAGCGAGCAAGAUGGUUAGAGUGCUGGAGGCGGUGAUGGAGUUCCCGAGCGUCAAGAUCAGCCUCUUCUCCUGGAACUUGGUGAUCGAGUACUGCUCGAAGAAGAAGCUGAUAGGGGACGCGCAGAGGAUGCUGGCUAGGAUGGCUCCGGCGGGUGUUCAGCCGGAUAGCUACUCGUACUGGUACGUUGUCAAGGGGCUGAUCACGCGGAGCCGGCUGACAGACGUUCUGGGACUUUGGCCACAGAUACAGUUUGCAUCGAGGAGAGAUCGGCCAAACAGGAUAAUCCUCCACAAGCAGCUCGUGGAGACGCUCAUGUAUGCGUUCGUGAAGGGUGCCAACUUCGCCCAAGCGCUGGAGCUUCUCGAGUAUGCCAAAGAGGAGGACAUCCCACUGGACAGGGAAGCGUUCAAGGACUUGUUCCUCAAGUACCACUCGCAUCGUUUCACCAGCAAGCACAAGUCUCCGUUGAGAGUUUACGGGCGCCAGCAGCAGCUCCUGGAGAUGGAGGAGUUUAAGAAGUGGCUCAGCCUCGGUGCGGUCAAAACUCCUGCUCGCUAUGCUAAGAUUCUGAAAUAUGGACCAUUCAAACGCGAUGAAGGGCCGUUCUUUUAAAAUUGUAAAUAUGUUUCUGGCAUCAGAAGUAGGGAGUCUGGCUAUUAUCUGAGAGGAGGAGGAGGAGAUGGUGGAAUGCACUCAAGCUCUUUCGUUUGGUUCAUGUGAAGUGAGCAGAUUGAUAAGUCCUUCAAUUUAAAGGAUAACUCUGCAAACUCGAAAAAUGGAGAAUGAAUGGAGAAUGACACUACUGACAGCA